This is a messenger RNA of Wallemia ichthyophaga EXF-994, 174 nucleotides long. RefSeq names its product 40S ribosomal protein S29. Lineage: Eukaryota; Fungi; Basidiomycota; Wallemiomycetes; Wallemiales; Wallemiaceae. Gene Ontology annotation, cellular component: cytosolic small ribosomal subunit; ribosome. Gene Ontology annotation, biological process: translation. The record is from RefSeq and is a predicted model, not a curated record. The transcript has 3 exons. Gene Ontology annotation, molecular function: zinc ion binding; structural constituent of ribosome. Bases 1 to 174 code for a protein of 57 amino acids.
AUGGCCCAUUCCAACGUCUGGUACUCACGCCCAAGAAUCUACGGUAAAGGUUCACGUAGCUGCCGUGUCUGUGGCAAGAACGGACAAGGUUUAAUCCGUAAAUACGGUAUGGAUAUCUGCCGUCAAUGCUUCCGUGAGAAUGCCAGCGCUAUUGGUUUCGUCAAGUACAAGUAA